AUGGGCCCUGAUUACAAAAAGUCCGAGGUGCGCUUGGAGGCUCUCGCAGACCUUCAAGUUCCUCAUGAUCUUUGCAUCUCCCCUGAUGGGACCCAAAUUGCCUAUACGUUGCAAGCUUACAGCAAGAAGGGCAAGCAUGCCACCUCCGCACUAUGGAUCGCCAAAGUUGGCGAAGAAAACAGCAGUCGCCAGUUCACUUCAGGCCUAUUCAACGAUGAACACCCCCAAUGGUCUCCUACGGGAACAAUGAUUGCAUUCAAAUCAGAUCGACACCAGGCGGGAAAAGGCUCGGCAAUAUAUGUGUUGUCAGUCGAGGGUGGCGAAGCAUAUCCUAUAACGCCAGUGGACCACGAGAAGCCAAUUGAAGCCUUUCAAUGGAACUCCACCGGUACCAGUAUCGCCUUUACCAGCGCGGACGAGAAGACAGAUGAGCAGGUUGCAAAGGAGAAAGCGAAAGAUGACCCGACAGUCUGGGGGCAAGACCUGGAAUACCACCGCCUGAGAAUUGCUCAUAUAGCAACUAGCCAAAUUGACACCGUCGUUGGAGGUCAUAGACAUGUCCAUGACUUUACUUGGAGCCCUAACUCCCGACAGAUUUGCUUCGUUGCAAAUAGGGAUCCCGAUAUCAACUCCGCUUCGUUUUACGGUACAGAGAUCUGGACGAUCUCUCAAUCUGGAACGGAUCCUAAGAGAAUUGUCAAGUUCCCCGGGCCAGUCAGCCAGAUCGUAUGGGGAGACUCUGGCGUCUACUUUAUUGCAGGUCAUUCCCCGACUCACGUCUUGACCUCGCUUUCAUUAUAUGAACUUGAUAUUGGGAACGGGUCGUAUAGAGAGCAUAGAGAGGACAAUAAGGAGCACUGUUGCAUCACUAUUCGGAGGAAUCAAUCUUGUCUAUCCUACCGUCUGCAGAGGUACCUAGCCGAUGAGUUUUACUCAAUCAGCAGUGACGGCACUCGUACAAAGGUGUAUAGCGAUGAGUGCGAGAUGAUUUCAUUUGACGUCUUUAAGACUUCAGAUGAUACUAUCGUUGCGGCCACGAAGGGUGAUGGGUCAAAUCCCGAAGAGGUUUUUACUAUCUCCAAGUCAGCAGGUACAGUCAAACUGUCCGCUCACAACUCCUCUAUCGCUGCCCUAAGCAUAUCCAAAUCAAGGGCAAUCUCAACCCGCGCGACAGAUGGCUACCACCUCGACGGAAUGAUAUAUUUUCCCUCUAAAUAUAACCCUGAAGACGGUCCACUAGCCACGAUUCUUAUUCCGCACGGAGGGCCCUACUGGCGGAUCACCACCGGCUUUGCCGUCUGCCAUUGUCUCGAGGUUCCGGUACUAGUCUCUAUGGGCUAUGCUGUUCUUUGCCCUAACUACCGUGGUGGGAGUGGUCGAGGCGAGAGUCAUGCGGCUUACGCUCGUGGAAGGGCCGGCACAGUCGACUAUACGGACUGUAUUGACAUCCUCCGAUACACUAUCGCUAGGGGCUGGGUGGACCCUUUGCGCGUAGUAAUCGACGGUUGGUCGCAGGGCGGAUUCCUGUCCUAUUUUGCGGUCACCCGCGAUGAUUUCCAGUUCCGAGGAGCUAUAUGUGGGGCAGGUAUAACAGACUGGGACUCUAUGGCGAUGAUGAGCGAUGCUUACUCGAUGCAAGCUGAAAUAGCUAGCGGGGCUCCAUGGGAUGUGGAUGUGGAUGAGAACUCAAGGCCCCGGGAAGACUCGACAAGCCCUUCGAAGCAGUGGAUCAGCGACACAAAUGGCCGCAGGGCAAGUGCAUUAUGGCACAUGCGUAAUGUGAAGACCCCGGUCCUGAUUCUUCAUGGCGAGAACGACGUGCGUGUGCCUUUGGAACAAGCCAUCGCGUUCUAUCGUGCAUGUGUUCGCAACAAUGUGCCGGUUGACAUGGUGACGUAUCCUCGAGAAGGACACCUCAUCGGUGAACGGAGACAUCUCAUAGACAUGUGGGAGCGGCUGAGGAGGUUCUGUUCUCUGCAUUUACAGUGA
Molecule: messenger RNA, 1989 nt
Organism: Penicillium crustosum
Lineage: Eukaryota; Fungi; Ascomycota; Eurotiomycetes; Eurotiales; Aspergillaceae
Product: S9 family peptidase
Exons: 1
Coding region: 1-1989 (662 amino acids)
Biological process (GO): proteolysis
Molecular function (GO): serine-type endopeptidase activity
Source: RefSeq, a predicted model, not a curated record